GUCCAGAAUGUUCAGGAAAACGGUAAAAGGGAGUGGCGAUAAAAGCGCAUCCAUAGACAUUUCCCGCGCCAACAGCCUAACCGAUGACCUGGAUGACAUGAGUGAGGAUAUACCCUUGCCUGUGGUCACCAACAAGAACCAGUUAUCCCAUGCCCAGAGGUCUGCUGUAAAGGUCCUGCGCAGAAUGCAGUACUUCGUGGCCAGGAGGAAAUUUCAGCAAGCCCGGAAGCCCUAUGAUGUGCGAGACGUGAUCGAGCAGUAUUCCCAGGGUCACCUAAACAUGAUGGUUCGCAUCAAAGAGCUACAACGAAGGCUGGAUGGCACCCUUGGGAAGCCAGGAAUGUUUCUGCCAGGAAAGGGAGAAGAUAAAGAAUACCCAACAAUUGGGGCACGCAUGAUCAGGCUAGAAGAUAAGAUCCGCCAGAUGGACCGGAAAAUGGACUCGAUCCUGCAGAUUCUGACGGAGCAGUUCCCGCCCAAGCCGGAUCUGACGUCAAAACCGUCCAUCCGUAGGGUGACCAUCCAGAAGCGCAUGGGUGCCAGCAUCGACGAGGUUCCCUGAGCAAGCUGAGACAUCCAGGCCUGGCGGAGGAUAAUUAAAACACUAGGACUUCAAAUUAAGAGCCCAGAGCCCUCGGGGGAGUCUAAAUUCUAAAACACGAAGAGUCUUAGUAUUGCAGAAUAUCCUUUUUUUCUUCCAUGGACUUUAGACACGUAAGGGAAAGAAAUGACAAAAUUUCAACUUUUUAUGCUAAUCUUUGAUAUGAGGGCAAAACAGCCUCUGUCAGAUAAAUGAGCCUAACUGACCUCAUUCUCUGAACUACUGAUGGCUCCUUGUGGGUCUUUUUUUUUUUUUAUCUCAAUGUUACUUUUGUCUUCUGCACUGUUAGUCUGCAGCCCCCAGUCUUUCAGGCAACAACAUGUUCUAAAAAUUUAUUUCACCACAUUAGCCUCAUAAUCACACUUCUCCAUGAUGUUGAUUUACGUGUGGCCUGUCACUGAGCAGCAUUCCUCCAUUCUAAAUAUUAUUCCAAAGCUAACUAACCCCUUUAAUGAAGCCAUAAUGCAAUGGAAGCGCUCAGGUUUCUCAAUAACAUUCGGAGAAAAAAAAAAGAAAAAAGCUGUAAAUCCACCCCAUCCAAGGCAUUCCUCAAAUCCAUCUGAUUAUCUUGGCUCAACCAGCACCUACACAACAGGGUUAGCUCCACGGACACAUAUAAAUCCAGCCUGACUGUACUUAGAUAGUGAUGGGUGUUUGUUUGUAGUAACUGAAUAACAUGAGGAGUAAAAAAGGGACGACUGUCUGCUGGUUUUGUCCUGCUCUGAAUUAAAAAGAACGGGCAGAACUGACAAAAUUAGACUGCUCAUGUGGCCCUGAUUUGCUGCAACAGGAAUUAAACCAUACCCUAAGUCAUGUAAAAGGGAUGAUUUGGAUUUUCUUGAAGUGAGGUUCUGUUAAGUUACACUACUAAGUGUAAUAGUUCCUUAGAUGUAGAAAAAGGUCAUAUGGAAAAGGGUUUAUUGAUUCUGUAGAAGUCCUGAAAAGCGGUGGAGAGUUAACAAGUUUGUCGGACGGAUCCACCAAUUUAGCUGCUUUUAACAACUCAAAACACCUCAAACUGAAAGCAUUCCUUUCUCCUGCCCCAAUGCUACUGUAUUUUACACACUGUUAUUUCACAAGAGACUGCUGUUAGGUUUGUUAUUUUUCUGCCGAAAAGUGUCUGAAUUACAAUGAUGUUACACCGCUUGAGGCUGCUUGCUGUAUUAUCCUGCUCAGUCCACUAAUCAUGAGUCCAGCUGGCUAACUCACAAACUCACAGGACAGCCUACCUCGAAAUCUAAACGUUGAUUUCCCUCUUGGUGGACCCAUUUGUUUAGGCUAAUGAGGAAAAUUGAUACGGUUAGCAGCGUCAACCAGUAUCAUUUUAACAUAGUAACACAGGUGUUCUUAACUUAGCACGCUGGGACAAACAACAAACAACUGUGGACCAUUAAUAUUCCUAAUUGUGGCGUUGUUUUAUGAAUAUAAAUAUUUUUGGUUUAAGUUGUUAAAAUCAGCUGAAAAUUAGAGUGCUUCCAGCUGUUAAGGCUGUUCCAUACUCCACAAGAAGUGAGAAAUUUGUUCUCG
Molecule: messenger RNA, 2128 nt
Organism: Fundulus heteroclitus (mummichog)
Lineage: Eukaryota; Metazoa; Chordata; Actinopteri; Cyprinodontiformes; Fundulidae
Product: potassium voltage-gated channel subfamily KQT member 1-like
Exons: 7
Coding region: 8-562 (184 amino acids)
Biological process (GO): potassium ion transport
Cellular component (GO): voltage-gated potassium channel complex; membrane
Molecular function (GO): voltage-gated potassium channel activity
Source: RefSeq, a predicted model, not a curated record